GAACUGUGCAGAGAGGAGGUGGAGUCGGCUCGCGCUUCGCCUGGCGCAGAGUGCGCGCGGAAUUCAGCCCUUCCGGACACCGCGCGACUCGAGGGAGCGCAUCUGCGGCCGGCUGAACGCCGCACGGACACUUGUGUCUGUCUACCGUUCAUAUCAAUUCACACUGUCCUGCUGAUCCACCUCUGUCACUGAUAGAAAUUCAUAAAGGAAGAUGGUGUGUAUGGAAAGCUGAUGUGAGGAUCUGAAACUCUGUUUCCAGGGUGAUGAGCUGUGUGCUUUAAAAAUAUUGAAUAUUAUGGGCUGUGCUUGCUGUAAGCAGAGGAAGGCCAGUAAAGCUGUGUCGAAUCCCAACUCGUGGGACACAGGCAAUGGGACCCAGGCAUCAGAACCCUCCCGUUACAUCAUCGAUCCCACUUUUAACUCUGGGAUGAUCCCAAACUUUAAUGAUUAUCCAAACUCUGCUCCCUCAUCCACUCUCAACCCAUCCCGCCCAGCCCCCAUCACAGGAGGUGGUGUAACGCUCUUUAUAGCCCUUUAUGACUAUGAAGCCCGUACAGAGGAUGACCUGAGCUUCCAGAAAGGAGAAAAGUUCCAUAUUAUCAACAAUACCGAGGGUGACUGGUGGGAGGCUCGUUCUCUGGACACAGGGAAGUCUGGGUACAUUCCUAGUAACUAUGUGGCCCCUGUGGACUCCAUACAAGCUGAGGAGUGGUAUUUUGGGAAGAUGGGCCGGAAGGAUGCAGAACGACAGUUGUUACCGCAGAACAAUCCUAGAGGGACAUUCUUAAUACGAGAGAGCGAGACAACAAAAGGAGCAUACUCUUUGUCUAUCAGAGACUGGGAUGAUGCAAAGGGCGAUCAUGUCAAGCAUUAUAAAAUUAGGAAGCUGGACAAUGGUGGUUAUUACAUCACAACAAGGACACAGUUUGAUACCGUCCAGGAGCUGGUGGAGCAUUAUACAGAGCGUGCAGCAGGGCUGUGCUGCCGUUUGAUUGGCAGCUGUAGGCGGGGCAUGCCUAAGCUGGCUGACCUGUCAGUGAAGACAAAGGAUGUUUGGGAGAUUCCCAGGGAGUCACUUCAGCUCAUUAAGAAACUGGGCAAUGGCCAGUUUGGUGAAGUGUGGAUGGGCAUGUGGAAUGGCACAACUAAAGUUGCAGUGAAGACCCUGAAGCCAGGCACCAUGUCUCCAGAGGCCUUCCUGGAUGAGGCCCAGAUCAUGAAGAGGCUCCGUCAUGAUAAACUGGUACAGCUGUAUGCUGUGGUGUCUGAGGAGCCCAUCUACAUCAUCACUGAGUUCAUGAGUCAAGGAAGCUUGUUGGACUUCUUGAAAGAUGGAGAUGGCAGAAAUCUAAAAUUGCCCCAACUUGUGGAUAUGGCAGCUCAGAUUGCUGCAGGCAUGGCCUAUAUUGAACGGAUGAACUACAUCCACAGAGACCUGCGAGCUGCCAAUAUCCUGGUUGGAGAAGGUCUGGUCUGUAAGAUUGCAGACUUUGGGCUAGCUAGACUCAUCGAGGACAAUGAGUACACAGCUAGACAAGGAGCAAAGUUUCCGAUAAAGUGGACUGCCCCAGAGGCUGCGCUUUAUGGUAAAUUUACCAUCAAAUCAGAUGUGUGGUCUUUUGGUAUUCUGUUGACUGAGCUCAUCACCAAGGGCAGAGUGCCUUACCCAGGGAUGAACAACAGAGAGGUUCUGGAGCAGGUUGAGCGUGGAUAUCGAAUGCCGUGUCCGCAGGGCUGCCCAGCAUCUCUGCAUGAGUUGAUGCUGCAGUGCUGGCGGAAGGAUCCUGACGAGAGGCACACCUUUGAGUACCUGCAGAGCUUCCUGGAGGACUACUUUACUGCUACUGAACCCCAGUACCAGCCUGGAGAAAACCUGUGAUAGACGCAUAUACACCUAAGUGCAUUAGCUCAAUAUAUCCUUCAGGAAAGAUGCUAUUGCCUUUACUUUCUAUCACAGUACCUCCAUAAACUGAUUUUGAUCCAUGGCCCUGCAAUCACAAGCUCCAAUUGAGCAUGCUUUAGUCCAGCUUCUCAUUCCGUGCUUCAAAUUAAAAAAAACUUUCGUGCUCUCAAACAGCAAGACUGGGUCACUUAAGUCUGAACUAAUACAGUGGUCAAUGUUAAUAUUGGUUCUUUAACUUAAAAUACAACAGCACAUAUUAUACAGCAUAUUAAUACUUCAUCUCUCCGUUAAGCAAUAGCAAUUAGUUACCUAUUCAAUCAUAUUACUAUAUCCACCACUGUAUUUGUAUGUUCUGUCACUUGUAGACUAUUCAAGUCAUUUCUAAUGGGUGCCUAAGUGAAGUUAUUCUAGCCAACAGAACAUUUUGCUCUGAUAUACAGGUGGAACAGAAAAUCUCUACUAGACAUUCAAUAGUGACCUGGAUAACUGCGAUUUUUUUUUUUUACAGACCUAUCUAAUUGGUGGUAUGUUUUGUGAUUAAUGUGAUAUACAGGUCUAAACUCCAAUCACAGAGAAAGCUCUUCCAGCUCAAGAGCAAGGCUACACAAACUUUUUUUUUUUUUUUUUUACAUGCGAGUCAGCUUCCGAAUGUGCAUUUUUGAAUGUAACAAUUCAGUCUUUCUUUUUUGUCUGGCAAAAGUAAAUUGAAUGCAAUGGUCUUGAUAUUCUGAAGCCAAAAAUGAAAUCUUGAAUUAUCAGAGUAUGUGUCUCAAUGCACAGCUGAAGAGGAUGCAGGUUGCAUUUGUUUCUUUAGGCCGUGUUCUCUUAGCUAGUCGUGUUAUUGCUUUAUAAUAAUCCUUUUUGUUUAACUUUUAAGUUUAACUUUGAAGCUAACAAUCUUGUAUUAUCAUAUUAAAGAUCAAUUCUGUUGUAUAAUAGUGGGCUUUAUUGUAGAUUUAAAGACACAGUAUUGACAUUCAGAAAAAAAAGUCAUUCAGAGCUGUCUUUUAAAAUGAGAAGAAAAACUGUUUUUUUUUUUUUUUUGUUUCCAGCAUUUUACACUGUAUUUUACAUUUUACAUCAUAUCUCAAUGAUUUGGAUUAUAAUUUAAGUGGAUAUCAAGCCUGUGCCUUUAUUCAGGGCCAGUGAUAUUCUACAGGGAUAGACUGUAACCCUGAACUGAAGAAUGUGUAUUACAGUUAUGUAAUUGUUUGUGCCAUUUUAUUAUACUGAGCUUACUGAACUGAACAAGUUCAACUAACAACUAACAAGUUUCUUUUACUCUGCAUGCACAUCAUACACUCUUGCAGAAUGCGCUCACCUUUACUUGUAUAGUGCUUUAUGUAGUCUUUAUAAAAUAUAGAUGGUUUUAAAGCAGCUUCAGUAAUAAUCAGAAUCAAUGAUGCAACAGGCAAAUCCAAAAUCUGCUGUGAAGAAUCUCAAAUAAAGUGUGCUUCAAAGACCGAGACAAACGCUCAAUUGCUCACGGCUGCAUUCAUAUGCUCUCCAGUUUGCUGUCCACAAGAUGGCAGAAGAACCGUAAUGUAGAGACUGGGAGAUGUGCAGGGUUUUUAGUAUGCUGUAUUGGUUUAUUAAUUAUCCUGCUGGGGUUUGUAGUCAUGAUGGUACAUUCAUACCUGCACUGAGCUGGCACUUUGUUCUUGCUGCAGAUUUGAGUUUUACGUUUAUAAAUUAAACCGCUUGUUGCAUCUACAUUUUGCUGCAGCAGGGUAGCGUGUUCCUCUGCAGCCCUGGGGAUGUGUGUUGAUUAAUUUCUAGCACAUUUCAGCAUUCGUCUGUUUAUAAAAAUCAGAUGUAACAAAAAAAGGAAUAUAGGUGGUGGAGCAGGAACUUAACAGCUGUGUAGCUUCAGAUAUGCAGAUUAAUGUAGGUUGACUUUGUUUUGAGCUGAAUACGUUCUUGCAGUCUGCGUUUUUAGAUUUCUGGAUGUUUAUUCUUUAUUUAGAAUACACAUCUAUUAAGCAAACACUUCUUCCCAAAGUGAUUUAAUGAUCUCUUUUUUUUUUUUGUAUGAAAUUUUAUUUGCACACAGACACUUUUAAACUGUCUGUUUUAAUCUACCCCCGUUUUAUAGUGAGGUACCAAAUGUAAAAAAAAAAAUCAACAUAUGAAGCUCAUUUUCCCUAACCUGUAUACUACUAUCAUUGUGUAUGAGCCUAUAUAAUGCUAUAAUCAAAACAAAAGAGUUCUCUGUGGGCCUAUUGGGUGCUGUAGGAACAGCCCAACUGAAUACAUCAAUGCAAUCAA
Messenger RNA from Sinocyclocheilus grahami, 4171 nucleotides. Its product is annotated as proto-oncogene tyrosine-protein kinase Yrk-like. The record is from RefSeq and is a predicted model, not a curated record. Gene Ontology annotation, molecular function: ATP binding; protein binding; protein tyrosine kinase activity. NCBI's taxonomy places the organism in Eukaryota, Metazoa, Chordata, Actinopteri, Cypriniformes, Cyprinidae. Gene Ontology annotation, biological process: protein phosphorylation. The transcript has 13 exons. The coding region runs from base 296 to 1879 and encodes 527 amino acids.